Penicillium malachiteum is the source of this 1182-nucleotide messenger RNA. RefSeq lists its product as uncharacterized. The transcript has a single exon. The record is from RefSeq and is a predicted model, not a curated record. NCBI's taxonomy places the organism in Eukaryota, Fungi, Ascomycota, Eurotiomycetes, Eurotiales, Aspergillaceae. The coding region runs from base 1 to 1182 and encodes 393 amino acids.
AUGCGUUACGCUUUUGUUUCUUUGGCGGUUUUUGCCGUCGGCGCUGUCGCCGCGCCCUCUUUUCCUCGCGAGGAGUCACAAAACAACCCCUUUGGUUCAUACCCUUUCAAUCCUAUGGGAGGUUCAAGCGUUGAAGAUGAUGAUGAUGAGAUGGAGAAUCCUGGAACUCUUGCAUUGGAAGCAAUGUAUGCUGCCGAGGGUGCUUCCUAUACGCCUCCUCAACAGGCGCCCCAGGUUCAGCAAGCACCCCAAGUUCAGCAAAGUCCUGCCGUAAUGGAAAACAUUCCUAGCCCACAGCCUGAUCCAGUCCAGGCGCCGCAGGUUUCCCAGGCUCCUCAGGUUCCUCAGCAUAUCCACGUGCCUAUCAGCCAGCCUCAGCCGGUCGAGGAACCCAAACCUGCAGUGAAGCCUAAGAUCGCUCCGGUUGCCCCGGUUGCUCCUAUUCCCCCGAUCCCCGAGGCCGUGGAGCAACCCAAGCCUUCUCAGAAGCCUGAGCCAGUUGUCAAGCCUCAGCCGGUUGUUAAGCCCAAGCCAGUCGAGAUGUCCCAGCCGGCUGUCCUUCCUAAGCCAGUUGAGAUGCCCGAGCCGGUUGUGCUUCCUAAGCCGGUCGAGAGCUCCAAGUCUGUCGAGAUGCCCAGGCCCAGCAAGCAGCCUGUUAUUGAGCAGCCUGAUAUCGCACCUGUCCCUGAGUUCGACCCUAUGCCUUCUGAAAUUGCAUUCGCUCCUGAGUCCAAAGCUGCCACACCUACAUCAAACACUGCGUCUGCGCCGACUAGUGAGUCGGACGAUGAUCAGUCUGAGACUCUGCCUCUGAACGACCUUAUGCCUGAAAUCCCCAAGCCUAUCGCUCCUUCGCCAGUUUCGCAAGCUCUGCCUUUCCACCCUAGUCACAGCCGUCCUGCAUCGCCUACCUCUACGCCUCAGACUCCUACUACUUUCAGCUCUGUGGCAGUGUCAACUCCUCUUAUUCGCCCCACUAAUUCCUUUAUGCAUCGACCAAGCGCGCUUGCCUCCAUGUCUAUGUCUCGUCCUAGUCGCCACAAUGCCAUUGCCUCUAGCUCUGCCACUCCUUCAAGCUCCGCCGCUCCGAGCACCUCAGACGCCCCGGCUAGCCCUCUUGGACCUCUUGACGACAUCCUGGACAAGCUCCCCCUUCUUGGCUCGCUGGGUCUCCGUCGUUGA